GAUUGCCAGAACUGAGUGAAGUUGGCUGCAAAAAUUUUCUACACGCGUAAUAAAAUACCACUUCUCCGGUUUGUUGUCACGCUUUUCCUCGGCGGCAUCUCGGCUCUAGGAAAAUGUAUCCGCAGAGUUCCCAGAAGAAGUACUGGAAGUUCAGCAAUGAGCAGCAGCUGGCAACAAUGCGCGCCCGGCACAACCAGGAUUUCAUUGCCAAACACCAGGCAAAGUGGGACUCCAGCGGAAAAGCCGACUUUUUCCUGACCGUAGAUGAGGAGCGACAACUCCUGCAGCACUACUGUGUCAACAUGAAGGAGUUCUGCAAGAGAUUCGAGCCAGUGAUGCCGAAAUCUGUGAUUGGAUCAGCAUUUCACUACUUCAAGCGCUUCUACCUUUACAACUCACCCAUGGAUUAUCACCCAAAGGAGAUUCUGGCCACUUGCGUCUACCUGGCGUGCAAAGUGGAGGAGUUCAAUGUAUCCAUAGGUCAGUUCAUUGGCAACAUCAAAGGAGACCGCUCAAAGGCGAUGGACAUCAUCCUCGCAAAUGAACUGCUGCUCAUGCAGCAACUCAACUACUACCUCACCAUUCACAAUCCCUUCCGGCCCAUCGAGGGGUUCCUCAUUGACAUUAAGACGCGCUGCUCCCUGGUCAAUCCGGAUCGUCUGAGGACGGGCAUUGACGAGUUCAUUGAGAAGACUUACCUCACGGACAUCUGUCUGCUCUAUGCGCCAUCGCAAAUCGCCCUCGCGGCGGUGCUUCAUGCCGCCAGCAAAGAGCAGGAGAAUCUCGAUCAUUACGUCACAGAGUCACUCUUCCAGAACUCCAAAGAGAAGCUGCCUGUCCUGAUCGAGGCCGUGCGGAAGAUCCGAUCGAUGGUGAAGGCGAUAGACAUUCCUCCCAAGGAUGUGAUCAGGCAAGUUGAGAAGAAAUUGGAGGCGUGCAGGAACCAGGAAACAAAUAUGGAUCGUCUGUAAAUCAUUCUUUUAUAAAACUACUUGUUUCUU
Messenger RNA from Phlebotomus argentipes, 1001 nucleotides. RefSeq names its product cyclin-H (gene CycH). Gene Ontology annotation, cellular component: nucleus; transcription factor TFIIK complex. Gene Ontology annotation, molecular function: cyclin-dependent protein serine/threonine kinase regulator activity. The transcript is spliced from 2 exons. Gene Ontology annotation, biological process: DNA-templated transcription; regulation of cyclin-dependent protein serine/threonine kinase activity; regulation of transcription by RNA polymerase II. The record is from RefSeq and is a predicted model, not a curated record. The coding region runs from base 114 to 971 and encodes 285 amino acids. NCBI's taxonomy places the organism in Eukaryota, Metazoa, Arthropoda, Insecta, Diptera, Psychodidae.